Messenger RNA from Oreochromis aureus, 4435 nucleotides. Its product is annotated as putative cytochrome P450 120. The transcript is spliced from 9 exons. Lineage: Eukaryota; Metazoa; Chordata; Actinopteri; Cichliformes; Cichlidae. The coding region runs from base 1584 to 2108 and encodes 174 amino acids. Gene Ontology annotation, molecular function: oxidoreductase activity, acting on paired donors, with incorporation or reduction of molecular oxygen; iron ion binding; heme binding. Gene Ontology annotation, biological process: sterol metabolic process. The record is from RefSeq and is a predicted model, not a curated record.
UUGAGGUACCUCAGAGAAAACAGAAACAACAUUAAGCUAGCAAGAGUUCGCAAGGUCGCUCGUGUGGAUAGUCACAGAUAAAUAAGGAAUUAGUUCGGACCUUGACCUAGUUUUAAAAAGCUGAGAGUUCCUGGUGUUCUGACAGCCAUUUACAAGCCAAACAGAAGAUAAGCGUCGUUGCACUCAGAUUCUGAAUGUCUAAACUACCAGGAAAUACAGGUGUAUCGCUGCUCGGGGACAAGUCCCUGGACCCGGUGAGCUUCUGCCAGCAGAGGAUCGAAAAACACCGGAGCAGAAUGUUUCUGUGCCGCCUAAUGAACAGACCGACAUCCUUUAUCUGCUCCGUGCAAGGGAUGAGAGAGCUGCUGUGUGGUACAGUGUUUAAACACUUGCUCUUAUACGACACAUAGUUCGACUUUGCUUCCACAGUCAAAGGGAUAUAUGGAAAGAAAUUCCCUCGGGUAGGCCAUGGGAGAGACUCGGGAUAGUAUUGGGGGAAAAUAUUAUUAUUAUAGAAGUAUAAUUGUUUUUACCUUUACAAAUGAUUUAAAUAUUUGCACUUCAAUAAAUUACUCAUAUUAUAUUGCACACUUUAAAUGAGGAUAGGGCCUAUUCGGUGACCAAAAUAUACCGAGAGAGAGAGGAAAUAGAUUUUUUUUAAAGUGUUAAUGUUAACACACUGUAUUUAUUUGUGAUUUUGAUUUUUUAAUACAUGACUUACUGGAGAUUAAAGGUUUAUAAUUUAAAUUUUAAAGCACAUGCUAGCGGUAGGAAUUUGUGUAAACAAAUUUAGUCCCCUAAAUACAAAUAUCUCCAACCUUAAUUUAAUCGUUUCUUCCUCUCUUCACAUUUAAACAGUUUAAAUAUCCCAUGGCAUGAUUUAUUCAACUUAUGCAUCGUGAUGUGAUGAUAUUUUUGUUAUGCUGUAAAAUAGGAAUGAGAUCACAGAUGCACUCAUGAGGAAAAGCAGAGAUUUUCCAUGCAUGUCCCGCUUUGUGUUUAGUACAAAUGAACCAAAGUGUGACGUGGACGUUUGAUUGAAGAGUAUGCAGUGAUGUUAUGUGAUGUGUUUCAGAGAAGACCAGUUUGUUUCUUAAGGAUCCAACUGACUUGAUGACAAACAUGUAUGGUGACACCAUUGUUACUACUAAUGGUAAACACUCACACACAUACAAGAUGGCCCACACUUAAAGUACAGUCUGAGUAUCAGUUUUCCCUUCCCUACUCCACAUGUUUCAAAUACAAGCAAAAAACUUUGCAAAUAGUGACUUGCAUUGGUAUAUUUUAGGUGAGGAGGCAUGCCUUCUCCGCCUGUCACUUACCACCCUCUUUACAGGAAGCUGUUUGGGAUCGUGGAGUGAUUAUAUCACAAGUGUAUGUGAGCGCUGUCUGAAGGACCUCUCUGUCAGUGGUCAGCCAGAGAGUGUGUACUCUGUUUUAAGUCUCUGGGGACAGAGCUGGUGUUGGGCCUUUUUCUGAACGUACGAGCUGAGGAGCAACCUGAACUUUUCCAGGAAAUCAGUCAGCUAUGCACCCAGCACUGGCAUGGCCUGAUCUCUGCUCCAGUAAAUGUGAAGGUUCCUAUGUGGUCGUCGGGUUUCUCCAUUGCCCUGGAUGCCAGGAACAAACUGAUGGACAUCAUCAAAGAUAAACUGGAGAAUGACAAAGAGGGUUUUGUUGGCUCUCUCGGUUCUUUGCCGCUGCCUGACUCAAGUUCUGCAGCCCAGCACCUGCUGUUGUUCAUUUCAGCGCUGAUCCCGAAAGCCCUGGCGUCUCUGCUCACCUCCUUCACAUUGGCACUGGGUGGGAAUGAACAGGAAGAAGCCCGUCGUCAAGCAACAGAAGACCCUGAUUACCUGCGCCGGGUGCUGCUGGAGGUGCGGAGGCUAUGGCCUCCUUUCAUUGGUGGACGCAGAAUAGCUGAUCAGGACUCCACGCUCAUGGGGCUUCAUGUUCCUAAAGAUUUUGGUGUGAUUUAUAUCAGCCAUGCUGUCCAUCGCGACCCGGAGGUGUUUCAGGAGCCUGAUGCCUUCCUGCCAGAGAGAUGGAGCGGAAGGAACGAAGGCCAUGAGCACUUCCUGUGUUCCUUUGGCAACGGGCAACAAUAACUGAACACUUAAAUCACACACUCCCUGCAUCGGAGCUAAGCUUACCAACGUCUUUCUGAAGGAAGCGUGCGUGUACCUGUUAAACAACUUUGACUGGUGUUUGGACCCUCCAGUGCAGAACCUCGAGUACAAAUGGCUGCCCGUGUCUCGCCCUGCCAACCCCCCCACCGUCACCUUUACCCAGCGGGAUCACACCCUAUCUGGCAGAAGUGACACCAGCUAGGGAUGCACAGUAUGUUCCAUGAUGCACCUAAAAACUCUGACUAAUAGUCAAACAUGCCUGUGCAGAAAACGCUGGAGAAUAUCUUAAGACACGCCGAGGGAAGCCAGCAAACUGUGAGGCUUUCCCCCUCCCUGCUGUAUAUAAUACAGUAAUCAUCCCGGGGAAAGCCGGAUAGAGUGCUGGUUUCACUCUGUCUGUUCCUCUGCCAGAUAUUCUGCAGCUUUCCUUGAUGACUGCAAUGGGAGACGAGAUAAAUGAGUCAUUCUUCAGUUGUUGACACUGAAACUGCUAAACGGAUGUUUGUGUUCUGCCUUUUUUUAAUGAGUAAUUUGCAACAUUUUAAAAACAUUGACCAGAUUUUUGACGAGGAAAUCUUUAUAUGAACACUGCCUCUUGCUUAAUAUUCCCUUGCUCAUUUCUGUGUUUGUAUAUAUGAGAGCAGAACGUGAAAAAGCUCAACAACAAAAAAAAACUUGAGGAAGAAAUGGCAUUUUCGCUUGCUGCAGUGUUGAUAUUCUGACUAUUACAUCCAGCGGGGACACGUGCACAGAUGAAAAUCGAGGUAAACCCUCAGAUUCCAUCACUGACUGCAAACCUGUAUCCCCCACCACCACCACCUAGCAACCACCAGUGCUUAGCAACAGUUCGUCAUACCGACUUGCCUCCUUUUAGUAUGCAAGUCUCACACGCGCACACAUACACACACUAACCUGGUUAUUUUUGAAAGCGUUCACUUGGCACGCCAUCUGAAUUCCAUGUAAAUGACGCCAGAAGGCAAUUCAGAGCACGCGUCUGAAUUUUAAGCACCAUGAAUGAUUUGAGUCAUAAAUGGAAACGAUUCUGUGCCUCCUACAUUUAUAAGAAUCAGUUUAAUGUCAUAUUUAUUAAUGUGCAGCUGAAGUACACAUGCAUCAUAUUGUGCUGUAUCACUUAGAUGUCUUGUGUUUUGCCUUUAGUAGUGUUUUUAUGGUAUCGUAAGGUUUGACAUAGGAUUCAUGCAAUGUUCUGAAUAUCUAAAUGUUAUCUUAAAUUUUAAAAUUUAAUUCUUGCAGUAUUUUUAUGCAUUACAUUAAUAAUUAUUAGUAAUUUAUUUUUCUGACCUCAAGAUUUUAGGUUUUACCGUGCAGUGAUUUUCCACAGGAUGGUUAUAAGAGGUCAUCAAGCAAAGAAAGGUGGGAGGGAAAAGACUGUUUACAGGCCAUUAUUUUAAAAGCAUUUUGAAGUGUAUUAAAAAUAAAUACAGAUACAUACAGUUACAGUUCAAAUGUCCCAAUUUAAAAACAAAUAUAAAUGUACAAAGUUAUUAAUGCUGUAAUUUAUGAAGUGUUGGAGGUGCUGCAAGAGCACUCUUUUUUCAGUUUUUUUUUUUUUUGUUCCAAUAAAGAUUUGUCAGUCAAGUAACACCUAAGCUGUCUAACAUGUAUAAUGUAAGCUGUGCUGUCUGCAUAUUCAGCUAAAAGCACAUGUCUCGCAAAGAUGUUCUUGUCCUGUGGGAGCUGCUCAACAAACCUACUGUUCUCUUUGCUGCGCUCCUCUCUCUCUCUCACGCACUCGGCUAAGCUGCCGCCAUGCACGUUGCUCGUCUCUGUGUUUUUCACUGUUUCUCUCUAACGCGCACACUUGCAGACAUACAUCACACAGGAUCUGGCAGAAAAUGAGGUUCUUGUGAGCAGACUGGUAUGACUCACUCUUCUGCCUGCACUUGUCCAUUAGCUGACGCUCCUACUCACAGUUUAUGACAGGCAAAAGCGACUUAGAGUGUAUCCUCUUAUGCAUAAGGACAUAUGGCUCUGUUUUAUUUAUUGAAGCUUUUUUUUCUCGUCAUUUAACCGUCCGCUUUCUUCUUCUAGUUUAAAACACUAGCAAGACACUGGCAGACUAAAGUGUUCGAGUGAGCUGGGUGAAAUGCUCCCUGUUUAAGUUCAGCAGUUUAUUUUUCAGAGUAUCUCAUUUGGUGUAAAGAUUCUUUCACUGGCUUAUUUUAAAUUUACGUCAUUAUGGUAGAAAAUAUACUUAGAGAGAUUUGUCAUUUUCUUGAUAUUUCAUUCUGUACAGAAACAAAAGUUCAUAGCCUGAAAAAUAAAUUGGUGAAAUUCUCACGUCA